Closterium sp. NIES-65 is the source of this 573-nucleotide messenger RNA. Lineage: Eukaryota; Viridiplantae; Streptophyta; Zygnematophyceae; Desmidiales; Closteriaceae. The record is from the annotation of a GenBank genome assembly.
AUGCCUCCGAAAGGGAAGCCUGCCAAGCCUGCGAGUAAGAUGGACCCUGUCGCUGCUUGUGCUACGCUGAAAACGCCAGUGGCGGGCUCCUCUUCUAGGCCGAUUUCUGCUACUGCCGUUGCGGCGAAGUCGUCACGCACACUGUUUGAUGAGAGUGACUCCAAGUCAUUGACGCUGUCGGCAAAGCUGGCUGCCAUUCGUAUUGAACAAGCUGCUGGUGGGAAGAGGGAUAAUGGCAAGGGGAAAGACAAUGACUUUAAGGAUGCAGUCUUGGAUGCGGAAGAGGAUCCGACUACGGAAGAUGAUGAUGGUGACUUGUCUGGAGUUGCUCGUCGUACCUGCUUCCUGGAUGAUGAUGACGACGGUCUGAUCGCUCAUGAUCCGAAAGAAGGUUUUGAGGAUAAGGCGAAGGAGACGCUGGCAGCAAAGCCGCGGUUUUCGCUCACAUUGCUGAUACCCAGUGAUCACCUGCAAGAACGUCACAGGGGAGGCCUGGCGAAGCCGGGUGCUGCAACGCGUGCUCUCAAGGCCAACCUGAAUCUUCGGGUGAUGCGCAAGGAGAUCGGGAUUUAG